AUAGUCCAUUGACUUGUUUUGAAGCGAUGGGUGUUUUGUUUGGAGAUGACGUUUAAGCUUGCUUGGCAACAUGGCGUUGUUGGAUAGCUUCUCUCUAGAGCUGUCCCGACUCAACGUCAUUGAUGACGUAAAUACGUCGACCAGCACAACAUCCCGUCGACGGUUAAUGAAGGGUUAAAAAAAUAUAUGCAUGUAAAGUUGAGAAUGUCGGACGCUCGGUACGAAAGCGGGGAAAGUGGCACAAAGCCAAAAAAGUGCACCAGAUUGGCCAAAACAUUGACUUAUUUCAACAAAACAAAGGAGGUUACACUGUUGUGUCCUGUCUCUUCAAUGCCAAGCUUGGCUGCACGCCUGCCGUGAAUGAACAACUAAAGCGCUGUCACCCAGUUGUAAUUUUGGAAGAUGACAGGAGACAACAAGCUGGCAGAUCGGAAGUCCAUCUAACUAACAACUAAGAGUGUGACAAUAUCUCGAUACAGCGAUAUAUCGCGAUAUGUUGCAACCCGAUGGGUUAUCGAUAUGCUCCCGCCAAGAAUCGAUACUUUUAUUUAACAUAUUGGCCAUACAAUGGAGUAUGGAUGCUGUAAACUGCUCAAUGUUUGUUGAGGUAAAGUGCGCACAAGUUGUCUAGAGAAGAAGCUCCAAGUGGGUUGAAAAAAUAAAAAAGCUCCGUGAGAACGGUGGAGGAAAAAAUGAGAAAAAUAUUGCUACAAAUCACACAUGGGGACACACUUUAGAUUUUACACCAACAAGAAAGGAAGUAAGGUGAACAAGGACUUUGCUGUAUGCAAGAAUUGUCUAAGAAAAAUAAGUUUCACUGGGAGCUGGUGACGUAGUGGACACUGGAGUUUGUGAGUUUCGCUUUCAUCACUUGAGGUUUGGUGAGGAAAGCAUGAGCCGUGUGCUAAGAUGGAUGGAAAAGGCUAAAAUUCCAGAAGAAGCUGCCAUUUUGGACAUUGGCACUGGAAAUGGUGCCUUUUUAGUGGAAUUGGCAAAACAUGGGUACAAGAAUUUAACAGGAAUAGAUUAUUCCCAGGCUUCUGUGGAACUGGCAAAAAGUGUUCUUCAGUCUGAGGGCUUAGCACAUGUCAGAGUUAAGGAGGUAGACUUUUGCAGCGGUGGACUGGAGGGUUACGACGUGUGUGUGGACAAGGGGACAUUUGAUGCUAUUAGCUUAAAUCCGGACAAUCGGAGCGAGGCGAAAAUGCUUUACGUACAAGCCUUAAAAGACUCCCUCAAGGAUCAAGGCCUCUUCUCCAUUACAUCUUGUAACUGGACUAAAGAACAACUGCUUGAGCGAUUUGGUGAAGGAUUUAAAUUUGUACAGGAGUUGCCAACGCCCAUGUUCCACUUUGGAGGAAAAACUGGAAAUAGUGUGACUGCAUUGAUAUUCAAGCGAGUACACUGAUGCAACAACUGUGGUUUGGCUACUUUUUGAAUGUAUAUCUGCAUAAUUUUUUAUAGUUUUGUUUUUAUUUUUAAAUCAAUUGACCACAUUCAAUUUGGUUACGGGAAACUUUAAGUGAUGAGUUGUGCAACAAACACAUAUUUUAGAAAAGGAAAUGACACGAAAUGAAACAUUAUAAUGCAACACUGCAAUACUCCUGUUUUCUACACUGGUAACAAUUACCACCCAAAUGUAUCCUUGAUCUGAGAAAAGAAGCCAAAUGUGAGCCAUUCCAUUGAAACCAGACACUUGUUCCAAAAACCUUCAGCCAACUUCCUUAUAGUGUGUUUUCAUGAGAGUUCCAAAACUGCAAAGAAAUCUGAAAACUGAAUAGAAUUGGCAAAGUGACUGCAUUUUCUCCUUGGAAGGUGGAAAAGCGCUAUAUAAGUAUAACACCAUUUACCAUUUACCAUUCAAAUUUGAGAUCACAAAAUCUCAGAAAAAAAAGCUGAGACAAGUUUGUCCUUAGCAACCAUGCUUUAUUCAAAGAAAGCAACUUUUGACCCUCAUUUUGAUAAAAUUAUGGGAAACUGGCACCACCACCCUACUUCCCAGGGUGUUGUAUUUAGCAGUUGAUAUUAGGGCUGAACGAUAAUAAAACUGACAUUGCGACUUUUUGGGGGUUUGCGAUAUCCAUUGCGAUAUUAAAACUAGAAGAAUUUCCCCCGGAUGACUUGAAUACCUCUGUUUGGGAAGACUUUCAGGUGGAUCACUAUGACGACAAUAUAUUCAUUAGAGAUGUCCCGAUCCGAUCCUAUGAUCGGAAAUUGGGUCGAUCGCGCCAUUUUUGAGAGGAUCGGAAUUGGGUGAAAAGGAUCAGAUUUUUUUUUUUUUUAAAUAUAUGUUUUUCUGCUCCAUGCUCGUUCAACCUCUCACCCUCCCUCCUGCUAAGCGGUGCGACCAAACUUUUUCUUGGUCACCAGCGUAGCUGGCGUUUGGUACAUAAAGUUAACAAUGAUUGACAAGUUUGUAACUUUGAUAUGGCUCGCGAUGCCUUGAUAGCUUUUCGAUCAAAGGCACGAAUGUGUUAAUCAUUGUUAAGCUUGGUACACAGUUUCAAGUGUGCUGUGGCAGCUCAUUCAUUGUGUAAGUGAGAGGCUGUUCUCGGCAGCGUGAGCGUCAAAACAACAACUUUUUUUCCCGGUAUCGGAUCAGGACUCAAAAUCAGGUGACUCUGACUCUGGUGCAAAAACAUGCGAUCGGGACAUCCCGAGUAUUCAUAUAAUACCGUUUAAUCCAGGCUAAGGGGGUUUAUCUGUGAAUGAUUAAGAUUGGUCUAUACAAAAGGGAUUCAGGUGGAAAUGUCUCUGAACAAUUGCUGCUUUUAUGAAGAAAAACAAAAGUUUCCAUAAAAUAAAAAUUAAAAAAAACUGUCGCAUCGCAGGACUAUUGUGCAUGCGCACAUGGCAAUGGCGAUGUUCAAACGAUAUAUUUCGCAGGCCUAGAUAAUAUUUGUAAAUGUGAUACAAACUGCUUGCAAAUAGAAAACUUUAGGGUAUUUUUCCCACCCAGCUGUUUUCUCCAUGCUCAUGAAGGGUAUGCUGAAAAAAAAACAUGUCCAAACACAACUUUAUGAUGCAGAAUUUGGAGUGAAAGUUUCUGAGAUGAGAGUUUGUGUAAAAUGAACUCCAAAAAAUAAAUUAACAUAGCCACUAUAGGGCGUCAUACUUUAUUUUGGUACACUAACAAGCAUCUGGUUUCGGUGCAACAGCUCACAAAAUGGGUUGAUUACAUCUCGAAAACUCAUGUUUGCUGCUUUCACUUCAAAACAGAACACUGCAUGACUCCUUCCCGGCUUAGUUCAAGUCAUUGUAUUUCUAUUGUCUUACGUGACAUUUAUCAUUAAUAACUGACUGUUGAUUUAUUAUACGACAUCGGCACGUA
Molecule: messenger RNA, 3331 nt
Organism: Corythoichthys intestinalis (scribbled pipefish)
Lineage: Eukaryota; Metazoa; Chordata; Actinopteri; Syngnathiformes; Syngnathidae
Gene: eef1akmt2
Product: EEF1A lysine methyltransferase 2
Exons: 5
Coding region: 893-1408 (171 amino acids)
Cellular component (GO): cytoplasm
Molecular function (GO): protein-lysine N-methyltransferase activity
Source: RefSeq, a predicted model, not a curated record